GCUGAGGGGGGAUGCUGAACAGGGCAAUUUGACGCCCGGAUCAGCGUCUCACUACAAGCUGCUUCCAUUCAAAAAGAAGAGAAAACAGAAAAACAGAAAAAGAGAGAGAGGACACUAUGAGUGCAUUUCGACUGCAUUCCUCCUGCUGCUGGCCGGGACUAUGAUUUAUGGUUCCUCGGUGCUCGCAGCUUUGUUCUCAUGACACAGUUGCACUCGUUCAGUCUCCUCCGAACAGCAGCGAGCGGAUCCUCUUCAACUUUCGGGAAUCUUCGACGAUUCCGGCUGUAGCAGGUACUUUCUGCACUUGAGCGGCUCUCCCGCUGCGUGUCGGUGUCGAAGCAGCCAUGUGGAGCAGAAAGAGCGCUCCUCCGCUCCUCGUCUGCCUGCUGGCGCUCACAGCUCUCUGGAAAACCAGGUCAGUGAACGGCAAUACCACAUCUGAUGCCUUUAAAACCAACAUCACCCUGUUCACGCGCAUCCUGGACAGCCUGCUGGAUGGAUACGACAACCGUCUACGGCCGGGCCUCGGUGACAGGAUCACUGAGGUGAAGACAAACAUCUACGUCACCAGCUUCGGACCAGUUUCAGACACAGACAUGGAGUACACCAUAGACGUUUUCUUCCGGCAGAGCUGGAAGGAUGAGAGGUUGAAAUUUAACGGGCCGAUGAAUAUUCUGCCCCUCAACAACCUGAUGGCCAGUAAGAUCUGGACCCCGGACACUUUCUUCCACAAUGGGAAGAAGUCCGUGGCUCACAACAUGACCAUGCCCAACAAGCUGCUGAGGAUCCAAGAUGACGGCACUCUGCUGUACACCAUGAGGUUGACUGUGCAUGCAGAGUGCCCGAUGCAUCUGGAGGAUUUCCCCAUGGACUUUCAUUCUUGUCCACUCAAAUUUGGCAGCUAUGCGUACACCAUCUCAGAAGUGAAUUAUGAAUGGACUAUAAAUGCCUCCGACUCCGUGGUGGUGGAACGAGAAAGCUCCCGCCUGAACCAGUACGACCUGCUGGGGCAAACGGUGGGACAGGAGACGAUCAAGUCGAGUACGGGUGAAUACAAGGUGAUGACGGCUCAUUUCCACCUGAAGAGGAAGAUCGGCUACUUCAUCAUCCAGACGUACCUCCCGUGCAUCAUGACGGUCAUCCUCUCCCAGGUGUCUUUCUGGCUGAACAGAGAGUCGGUGCCGGCGAGGACCGUGUUCGGUGUCACCACCGUCCUCACCAUGACGACGCUGAGUAUAAGUGCCAGGAACUCCCUCCCCAAGGUGGCCUACGCCACCGCCAUGGACUGGUUCAUCGCCGUCUGCUACGCCUUCGUCUUCUCCGCCCUCAUCGAGUUCGCCACCGUCAACUACUUCACGAAGCGCGGCUGGGCCUGGGACGGGAAGAGCAUCGUGACGGAAAAGAAAAAAGAGCGGGCGUCCGUCAUGAAGAAGAACAACGCCUACGCCGUCGCGGUGGCCAACUACGCGCCGAACAUCUACAAGGACUCCGGCGCACUUCCGACCAUCGCCAAAGGGGGCGCUUCAGAUCCUAACAAGCCCAGAGAGGACGGCAGAGUCCCCGACAGCAAGAAGACGUUCAACAGCGUGAGCAAAAUCGACCGGAUGUCGAGGGUUUUGUUCCCGGUUCUCUUUAGCAGCUUCAACCUGGUUUACUGGGCCACCUACUUAAGCAGAGAACCCAAUAUAAAGAACAUGGUCCCCUCUAAUUAGAGACCAGCGUUGGCCGGGUUCUGGUCUGGGGACGAAGAGACGAACCAAAUACCUCCAGCAGCUGUGCACACAUACCUUUGCAGAGUUCUGGAUUGCAGCGUGAUCCUCGAUCUCCUGCCUGUUUUCUACACCGUCUGCAGCACUUUUGACAAGGCUGUCUUUUGUGAAUGUGUACGUACGUUUAUAUUCAUGGUGACAUAUCGUGUGAUUACUUUUAAUUAGAGUGCAUAUUUCCUUGAUUGUAUGUUUCCAAUUACAGUACGUGGCCACUGUACAUACAAAUCAAAUGAACACAUAAACAUGAACACAGACUUUUUAUUUAAGAUUACUUCUUGUUGUGUUGAAUUGUUCUAGUAAUGCCCACUCUUGAUAUUACAGUAUUUAUUUGUCUUUUAUGUGAAAGUGACUGAUUUUCUAAUUUUUCUCACUUCAUCUGACGUUUAGUUUUCUGUCCGAGCCGAUGCAAAAAACUAACGUGUAUGAUGUCGUUCCAGUGUAAAUGUUGUUUUCUUGUCUGUGACUGCAGGUAUGGGGCUGCAAUCACAUUGAACUCCAGAAUUAUUGAAACACUCCAAGCCAAAAAAAAGUGUGUUUGUUCAUGAAACACCGUUCGGUGCUGAUAUUAGUUAUUAACAUGACAAUGAGACAGAACUACAGAAGAUGCACACAGUGUGCGUCGAGGGAAAACUCUAGCAGUCAUUUAUUUACACAUUCACAAGUCAUUAUUGUUUUCAUUCAUGAAUCGUGACAUAAGGAAAAAGCCAUUCAGUCAAAAAGGUGCUUUUACUGAAUUGGACAAAGCUGGUAUAAUAACACUGACCCUAUGUUUAAACAUGUGGGCUGUCAAGUGUUCUUUCAGAUUUUAAUCUAAACUCAGAAACUACAAUAUAUUAUCAAGAGAAACGUCAUGAACUGAAAUAACCUCCAAUUCAAAAUAUAAAAAAACUGAAACCCGACCUAGUAUUGUCUGAUAAAGUUGUUGGCCAAUGUAUUAGCAAACAAAGUGCCUAUUGACGCAUUCCAACAGUCAGAAGCAACAUUUUCAUUGCAUUGGACUUUUCCCCCUCCUAUCUUUACCUUCGCAUUGAAAAUGCGGAAGGUAAUGUUUUGAUCGCUCUGUAUUUAUUUAUUUAUUUGUAUGCGUGUUACUCGCAUAACUAAAAAAGUAUUAAACCGAAUCGCAUGAAA
Messenger RNA from Pseudoliparis swirei, 2900 nucleotides. Its product is annotated as gamma-aminobutyric acid receptor subunit alpha-2. The transcript has 11 exons. Gene Ontology annotation, cellular component: postsynapse; dendrite membrane; neuron projection. Lineage: Eukaryota; Metazoa; Chordata; Actinopteri; Perciformes; Liparidae. Gene Ontology annotation, molecular function: GABA-A receptor activity; transmitter-gated monoatomic ion channel activity involved in regulation of postsynaptic membrane potential; inhibitory extracellular ligand-gated monoatomic ion channel activity. The coding region runs from base 345 to 1712 and encodes 455 amino acids. The record is from RefSeq and is a predicted model, not a curated record. Gene Ontology annotation, biological process: chloride transport; signal transduction; regulation of postsynaptic membrane potential.